AUGGUGGCAUUUUGUGCUGGGCACUAUUGCUGCUUGCAGCCUGAGCGCCUCGAUGCACAGCACGAGUAUGAUAUUCGAGCGGAUGUGUGGAGUGUUGGAAUUUCGCUGGUUGAACUCGCCAGAGGUGAAUACCCGUAUCGUGGAUGCAACAGUGAAUUCGAAGUGCUGACACGAAUUGUCUCAGAUCCGGCACCAGAGCUCAAAACCGAAGAAGGCUUCUCGCCCUUAUUUUGUGAUUUUGAGCACAGUUGGCUCGAGUAUUAUGAAACGGCUAACGUGGAUGUCGCUGCGUGGUAUCAAACCAUCGUUCAAAGUUGA
Gongylonema pulchrum is the source of this 318-nucleotide messenger RNA. The record is from the annotation of a GenBank genome assembly. Lineage: Eukaryota; Metazoa; Nematoda; Chromadorea; Rhabditida; Gongylonematidae.